Vairimorpha ceranae is the source of this 1320-nucleotide messenger RNA. RefSeq names its product phosphoinositide polyphosphatase. Gene Ontology annotation, molecular function: phosphatidylinositol-4-phosphate phosphatase activity. Gene Ontology annotation, biological process: phosphatidylinositol dephosphorylation. The coding region runs from base 1 to 1320 and encodes 439 amino acids. The record is from RefSeq and is a predicted model, not a curated record. The transcript has a single exon. NCBI's taxonomy places the organism in Eukaryota, Fungi, Microsporidia, Nosematidae. Gene Ontology annotation, cellular component: endoplasmic reticulum.
AUGGCCUUUCUUUUUUAUCACAAACAGUCCUACAAGAUAAAUUAUCAAACGGAUACAGGAUCUGUAACAUUAUACAAGAAAAACAUUAAUGCAAUAGCUAACGAAAUAAUAGAAAACAUAAAUUUUAAUUUUAUUCUUGGAAUUAUUUUGAUUGAUAAAGUAGAACACUUGGUCAUUGUAUUGGAAUCUGAACAAGCUGGAAUUUUUACUGGAACAGAUAUUUAUAAAAUAACUAAAGUUGAUUUUCUGCCGUUAGGUGAAGUAAAUGACAGUGAUACGAUUUUUUAUUUAAAACACUUAAUUCAUACAAACGAUUUUUAUGUCGUUAAAACCAAAUGCUUUGAAGAAGAAUUUUUUUGGAAUUUGCAUAUGGAGUCUAUGCUCCUUCGCUACAAUAAAUCCAAUAACGAAGAUUUUAUUUUAAAGCAUGCUCCUGUAAAAAGAAGACAUAACUUUUUGUUAGCGUAUCUUUUUUGUGGCUAUUUCACUACAAAAACGUUCAGAAUUGAUGAAGACUUUUACUCAAUGAAAUUAUUAUCUCUCGUUUCUGGUAGUAAAAUGGGGACAAGACUUUUGUCUCGAGGAAUAGAUUUACUUGGUAAUGUUUCAUUUUACGUUAAAACAGUAUUUGAAACAAAGCGCAAUAAUAAAAUAAUUUCUAAUAUGACACUUAUAAGGGGAUCAGUACCUUUGUUUUGGAAACAAAAAAAUAAAGGAAUUAAUGGUAAACUUUAUUUUACUGGAAACCGUAAAGAAUUAGAAUCAUCAUUUGAUAAGCAUUUUAAAAAAUUGCAAGAGCAAUUUGGAAAGAUUUAUGUUAUUACUUUACUUGGAGAUAAAAAAGAUGAAAAGAUUUUAAAUGAUGCAUACACAGAUUUAUUGACCAACAAAAAUAUUAAAUUUUUAUCAUUCGAUUUAAAUUCAUUUAUAAACGAUUUUGAUGACUUGAAGAAUUUAUUUUUUUGGCAUCUCGAUAAAAUUGACGACCAUGAUCUAAUUUAUCGGGUCAAUUGUAUUGAUUGUCUAGACAGAACAAAUUUGGCGCAAUUUUUAAUUUGUAAAUAUAGGUUGGAUAAAAUUUUAAAGAACCCUACAUUUGAUAAAGUUCUGCAAGAAUGCUGGACUGAAAAUGGCAAUUCUCUUAGUAAUUUAUACACGGGAUCAGAUGUUAUGAAGAAAGAACUUUCGCUAAAGCAAAAAAGAAGUUUUUUUGGGAUGAUUGAUGAUUUAUUUAUUUCUGCUACACGAUUAAUUAACAAUAGAUUUACAGAUAAACAGAAAAAUAAAAUGAUAAAUAUACUAUUAGGUAAAAAAGAUUAA